AUGGCAACAAUCAAUCAAGCUCGUCAGUCGAACGCCUCUCUCAAUGACUACCGACCCGACUACGUGGCCGUCUUCGUCGGCGCGACCAGCGGGAUCGGCGAGGCGACCACAAGAGAGCUAGCGACUGUCGUCAAGAAGCCCACCAUUUAUCUCAUCGGGCGUAACGAGACAACCGGAUCGAAAAUUAUCGACGAGCUCAAAGCCUCUAAUCCCGAGGGGUCAUUCCACUUCAUCCAGUCCGACGUGUCUCUACUAAGCAACGUCGACGAAGCAUGCUCGAAGAUCAAAGCCCACGAAAAGGCAGUCGACCUGCUAUUCUUGUCGACCGGACAUUUACACAUGUCCAAGGAGGAUACAAAAGAAGGCCUCGAAAACAACCACGCCCUCCGCUUCUACUCCCGCAUGCGCUUCAUCCACAACCUCCUUCCACUCCUCAGCGCCUCAACCGCCCCCGCCCGCGUGGUAAGCGUCCUCGGCCCCGGCACAGAAGGCCAAGUCGACGAAGCCAACUUCGACUUGAAAAAGUCCUGGUCCUUCCUCUCGUCCGCGAAAUACGCCGCCACCAUGAACUCCCUCGCGAUGGAGCACCUCGCCGCGCAACACCCCUCCAUCAGCUUCGUCCACGUCUUCCCGGGCAUUGUCCACACGGCUCUUCUCAACAAAUCUGUGGGUGGGAUUGUCGCGCCCGUGAUGAAAUUCUUCAGUCGGCCGUUUUCACUCACGGCCGAGCAGAGCGGUGUUUGGAAUACAUUUAUCUUGACGUCCGCGGCUUAUCCGCCUGCGCAGCCGAGGGAUGGCGGUAGGGUUGGAGCGCCGCUUGUGGAGGGCAUCAAAACGGCUUCCGCAUCAACGGGCAAGAUAGGCGGGGGGUCGUAUCUGGUGAACUAUAACGGGGCGGAUAAGACGCAGACGAAGCUUAUGGCGGAUUAUCGAGCGAGGGGGUUCCCUCAGAAGGUGUGGGAACAUACGCUGGAGACGUUCCAGCGAGUGCUGGAUCCUGCGAGUGCGUGA
Aspergillus campestris IBT 28561 is the source of this 1011-nucleotide messenger RNA. Its product is annotated as putative short-chain dehydrogenases/reductase. Lineage: Eukaryota; Fungi; Ascomycota; Eurotiomycetes; Eurotiales; Aspergillaceae. The record is from RefSeq and is a predicted model, not a curated record. The transcript is spliced from 2 exons. Bases 1 to 1011 code for a protein of 336 amino acids. Gene Ontology annotation, biological process: secondary metabolic process.